This is a messenger RNA of Harpegnathos saltator (Jerdon's jumping ant), 671 nucleotides long. RefSeq lists its product as uncharacterized. Bases 96 to 671 code for a protein of 191 amino acids. The record is from RefSeq and is a predicted model, not a curated record. Lineage: Eukaryota; Metazoa; Arthropoda; Insecta; Hymenoptera; Formicidae. The transcript has a single exon.
CAAAUUUUCAUAGCAGAAGUGUCUUUUCGGAAAAUUUAAUCGCCGUUGAGCUACGUAAACUCGAGGUGAAAUUCAACAAGCCGAUCUAUGUGGGUAUGUGUAUCUUUGACAUAUCCAUGACCUGCUUGUUCGAAUUUCAUCACGAGUACAUGUCUCCCCUGUAUCAGAACAGAUGUAAAGUAAUGUACACCGAUACUGAUAGUUUAAUCUACCAUAUCCAAUGCGAUGAUAUUUUCGAGCACAUGAAACGCGAUAUUUCUAAGUUUGAUACGAGUGAUUAUCCCGCUGAUAACGCGUACGGUAUACCGCUUGCCAACAAGGAGGUGCCGGGUCUGAUGAAAGAUGAAAAUAACGGAGCGCUUAUGACGGAAUUCGUCGGACUCAGAGCAAAGAUGUACGCGCUAAAGGUAGAAAGCAAAAAGGACACGAAGAAGGCGAAAGGUGUCAAGACCAACGUCGUAGCGCGAACUAUAACGUUUGAUGAUUAUAUGCAGUGUCUGAGAGACGAGGUCGAAAAGCAACGUCGUCAGUCAUGCAUACGAUCCAAAAUGCACAAAGUCUACACCAUGUCCGAACUGAAAACUGCUCUGAGUCCGUAUGAUGACAAGCAGUAUAUUGUACCAGACUCAACAGACACUUUACCAUGGGGACAUUACAGGAUACAAUUGUAA